CACAAAAAUAAAAAUAAAAGUAAACACUUGAAGAGAAAGGUGAGGGGGUGAUUUUUGCAAUUCACUCAAACUCAGGCAUAUGCUUUUUCUAAAGGGGCGAUUAUCAGAUUAUGUUGCCAUUGUGUAUUAAAUAAAGAUAAGGUGAGGAACAGCCAUGGAAGCCGAGAAGAGCUUGGAGAUUUAUGAAUUCGGUCCCUGUGAAGAUUCCUACCAAAUGGGUUUCUCCAUUGGCAACCAUUUCUCCAACCUCAUAAGAAGCAGACUCUCCACGGACUCCAUAUUCAACCACCAACUUCUCCCUUUCUCUCAAACCCCACAAGCACAGUCCCUCCUCCAUUCUCUCUCCCACAACAAUUCCACCAAGUUCCCAGAUUACUGGAACGAAAUGCGAGGAAUCGCAAAUGGAUCUGGAGUCCCUUUUCUUCAUAUUAUGAUUUUAAACUUCCGGAAAGAGAUUCUCCCGUUCAUCCCAAAGUCAGAAAAAAUAGAAGUUGAAGAGACGAUUGAUGACUGUUCAGAUAUUCUUGUUGUUAGUGAUACAAUGGCUGUUGCAGCUCAUAACGAAGAUGCUAAUGUCGCUCUUGUCGGCCAUACAUAUCUGAUUAAAGCAACACUAUCUAAUGGAUUAUCUUACACAGCUUACACAUACGCAGGCGAGCUCCCAAGCUGCGCAUUUGGUUUCAAUAACCAUGGUCUGGCAUUUACACUAAACUCAGUACCACCAACCGAUUCAGAGAUUGUAGCCGGUGGGAUUGGCCGGAACUUCAUUUCUAGAGACCUUCUUGAAGCCACAAGCAUCGAUGAUGCAAUUAGUAGGAUUCGUUCAUCACAAGUUUCAAUCGGACACAGCUAUAAUUUAUUAGAUGUAAACUUAAGAAAGAUCCUGAACGUUGAGACUGCAUCAAGUCAACGAAUUUCAGUUCAUGAAAUCGGGUCAACCCCUUUCUUCCAUGCCAAUAUGUACCUUCAUCUUCAAGUAAACCAGGUGAUCAAGAGUAUCCUAUCUAUAUGCAAGGUCCGACCCUUUACACCUUAUGUACGGCUGUGAUUGAUUUGGAUGAAAGAACAAUGACAAUAAUCGAAUCCAAUCCAAGAAAAGGCGUACUCUCCUAUGUUUUCAAGAUCACUUAAUGUUCAUAAUUCUUUUUUAUUUGUUGUUUUGACAAUGUUGUAAGGAAUGUAAGCAUAUUAUGGUAUUGAAAACUGGAAAACAUGUUACAAUGAUAUGUAGAUUAUGCACAGGAAGAAAGAAAAAGAAAUAGAUAAUACGUUUAGAAUGAGAUCUUGUUAGAUUUAACCCGAGUGCCAGAUCUUUGACCCCGUGUUCGUGCUUCGAGUAGCUUUGACUUUAAGCUCGUUUGGUCCUUUGACUGGGGUGUGACUUUUGACUUUGACUCGGAAAUCUCAAGAUCUUCUAUGGGUAGCUUUGUGGUCCAUCCUCGAACGGGACUUGGAUGACUUUCCCAUACUGGUUUACUACCAGGGGCAUCUACGUCAUUUCCCGUUUGCAAAUAGUGGUUUUUUAGUAAAUUAUCCAAGUAUUUCGAGUUCAAACCUACCUCUUCUUCGGUUAUUUCUACAUGGUUUUCCUCUUCGGUUUUUAUUUUUGUCUCUUCUUGACCUAAUAUCGCCUGAGCCAUUUGUUCUUCAAACUUCACCUGCAAGCUAGAAGAAUCACGACCUUUUCCCGUUACUUGGGUUGCAAGUUUCUUCUUACCGUGAUCCGGUUUUGUAGUUGAAUUUACGAUUUCGCCCUUUCCACGGGCAACCGGUUUAUCGAGCUCAAAACAAGGUGAAUCACCACCAUCUGAAGAACCAUCAUCACCAUCAUCAGGAGGAGCACUAGCCGCCAAAUUCAACGCGAUCGACUCGAGCGACUGCCGCCUUCGAGCCGUGGGUCCCACCAUCGAUCCUGACCCGCGUGCACCGUUUCGUUUCGCAUCAAGGAAAGUUUCGAUUUCUGAACUUAACUUUUCAACUACCGAGUUUUUUUUCGUAGUUUUUUCUUGAUUUGUUUGCAUUCGCUCAUCGAGCCAAGAUUCGGAUAUAUGGAGAAUCAAACUGUCACGGACCGCUCUUUUAUCGGGGUUUAUAUGCUUAAAAUUAUGCAAUUCUUGUUCAUAGUUUUUAAUCCCCCAAGCGAAUUCAUCACACAGAUCUUCCAAAAUUACCCUCGAUCGUCUCUCGUUUUCCAAGUCACGUAACGCGUUUGCAAGGGUCGUUUUCGUCUCGUAAAGCUCCCGAGCCAAUUUCCUAUGAAGCAUCUCGGACCGUUUUCGUAAUUUUCUUUCAUCUUCAAGCUCGUCUCUCACGGAUUGACCUUGUUUAUCUUGUGAAAUUUGAUUCAUAAGAUGUUGCAUUUCAUGGCGAUCAGAUUGUCUGUCCCGGGCCAGUUCUUUGAUUUUGGCCCGUGACAGGUCUAGUUCGCGCUUUAAAGCGCGAACUAGGUUUACGUUUGUUGUGUGUUGUUCUUCGAGAGUCCAAAUUCGGUUUAAAACUUUAAGAAGCUCCGUGGAUGUUUUGAGAUUAUAAUUUGUUUCUCCGUUUCCUACUUUGAAUUCUAUAGAACUUGUGGGAGUGACAGCUGGAUUGUAAGGUGCGACCUCCAUUGAACUACUUCCAUAACUUGCAGGUGAGACUGCUCUAAUGGCGGUUUGGUUUCUUUGAGUCGUCCGGUGAUGUUGCAUCAGUGAUGCCGCCACGUGUCUUCUUAAAGUACUCGCACUCCCCUGCAUUCAUUGGGAAGCAGGGGAAGGAUCAUGGUUAUCCUCGAGAAGAUGAUGCCGGAGGUGAUGAUGGUGAUGGUGUUGGAGCUGCUGAUACCGGUGGUUCCUCCUGUUCCCUCCGCCUCCACCACCGUUGUGCAUUUUAGCAAAAGGAAGUCUGUACUGGUGAAGCUCCCAAAAAGUGGCAGCAAGCUUUCUAGCAGAAGCAGAAGGAGGCAAAGAAACUGUGAGACUCAAACCAGGGUUUUCUUCCUCCUCUGCUACCAACUCUCUAUCUUGCGCACCGCCGACGCUAUCUUGCGCACCACCGUUGCUGAUUUGAACACGGAAGGGCAAAACAGGGGUUAAUUGUCCGCCUCUUUUGCCUGCUAUUCUCCUUAACUUUUCCCCUAAAUUUUGUUGCUUUUUUGGUGGUGGCUCCUCCUCCUCUCCCCCACCUUUUUCUUCUCCUUCUUCACCCCCCUUUUUCAUCUAACUUUUUCAACUUUCUCUCUCUACCCACCACCAACUUUUCUCUCUCUUUGAAUUUUUGUUUUUGUUUUUUGUUUUGUUUUUUUUAUUCUGAAUCUAACAUCAGUUGAGGAGGGUGGCUUCUUUUUCUUUGUGUUGUUCUUGUUCUUCAACAGUGUGGAAAAUGGAAAUGUGGUCGAAUCAUAUCUGUGUGGCCUGUGGGGCCCAUGGGUUUUCAUGGCGAAAGGUCCCAAACGUUG
This is a messenger RNA of Lactuca saligna, 3436 nucleotides long. The record is from the annotation of a GenBank genome assembly. Lineage: Eukaryota; Viridiplantae; Streptophyta; Magnoliopsida; Asterales; Asteraceae.